GUAGCGAAGCCUCACGCCUGCUUGAGACGUGAGUUGCACAGUGCAACACCCAUCGCCGGGCUACUGCAUGGCUUUAGCACGGUUCUUUCUGGGCUCUGAAAUCGCACACACUAUCGGCUUCAGCAUCAUGAAGAACCAUGUCGCUUGUAAUAGAACCGCCGGGUCACUCCAUGGCAGAGCUCAUUAUUUGUGAGUCUUGCUUGCUGGCCUAAAGUAUAGCGUACUUUCAUGUACAUCGCGCUACUCGGCUCCAACAACAGGAGGCGCGUUGAGCAAGCGUUUUAGCCUGGGAGGAUUCGCGUCCUCCUCGUGCGCAAGUAAUUGCAGCAGUUAAGCCUCAGAAUACGAAACGUGUACUGUAAACUCCACCAGUGACCAGUCCUUAUGUACUAGUUUGCACCGAAUCAAAAACGACAGCGCGGUGGCAGUCGCAGUAAUGCCCUCAGUAUGUCCAUCAUUUGGCAGCAGGAAAGGCGUCAUGACUAGCGCGGUGGACCAGCAGCGCGUUGCCGGGCUUCGGAACAGACGCAUCCUUCUGGGCUCCGCCAGCUUUGCUCGGAAGCAAAUUAUGACGGAGCUGGGCAAGGAGCACGGCUUCACUUACGAAGUUCGGACUGCAGACAUUGACGAGAAGGCCAUUCGUGAUCCCAGCCCAGAGAUGUUGGUGCGGCUACUGGCCCGCGCCAAGCGCGAGGCCAUUAUCGCCAAAAUGAAGGCGGCGGGGGAGCCGCUGCAGGGCCUGCUCAUCACCUGCGACCAGGUGGUGGUGCAUGAGGACCGUAUCCUUGAGAAGCCCAGCUCAGUGGACGAGGCGCACGAGUACAUUGACGGAUACGGCCGCAGCCCCGCCAGCACUGUGGGUGCGGUGCUGGCCACUGACCUGGCCAGCGGGCGCGCGGCGGAGGACGUGGAGACCAGCUACAUACACUUCCGACCCAUACCGGAGGACGUGCGGGCGCGGCUGAUCGAGGAGGGCGAGGUGUUCUAUUGCGCAGGCGGGCUAAUGAUCGAGCACCCGCUGGUGGAGCCUCACAUUGAGCGCAUGGACGGCACCCAGUGCUCCGUCAUGGGGCUGCCCAAGCACCUGGUGCUGAGGCUCAUGCUGGAGGCGGCGGGGCUGUGAGCGCGGGCUGUGAGCGGGGGCUGUGAGCGGAGAGGGGCAGCAGGAGCGGCUGUUGGGAGCUGGAGGCAACAGAGUGGGAGGAGCAGGAGUCAGACCAAAUGAGCGUUAGGUAGGCGUUCGUGACACUGCGGGUCAGGCACUGAGGACGCAGCCGGUGCGGGACGCGGUCUUCUUGCCUGCCAGGGCGCAGGUGGCGUCCUGGCGGGGGUGGGGCGGUUGAUGGAUGAACACAAGCAAUGGGUGUGUGAAGCGGGCGGAGCAGACGCAGCCAGAAUGCUUUUCCCUCUGCAAGAGUAUACGAUAAGCACUGCAAUCUGUGUGCGAUGUACAGUAGUCUAUGGUCACUGGUAAGGCCCAUGGCACGUGCGUGAUUAUUACUAGGAAGUAGGAAUGCAACAGCGUUAGGGGGGCGCAAAUGCGCCUUACUGUAUGCUUAAGAAGCAGGGUAAUCAAGGCUACCGUUUUGGCGUCCGCAAGGGCGUCACAAGCAGGCAUGACUGCACUCCCCUGAAUACCCUGCUGCUUGCUUUGUAGCCAGAGAGUGCACAGCAGGACACAUGGUGUGUGUGGGCGCUGACUCGAGGCUUUCCGAGGCUCUGUUGCGAAGGGCUGCGAGCAGAGGCUGAACCUCUGCUGGGCUGCGUCGAGCUGCAUGUACCCGCAUGUACCGUAUGCUCAUGUAGCAGUCUGUGAGCAAGAAUACUGCUCGGGCGCGCUGCGUGUAACUAUGGAGGGUU
Molecule: messenger RNA, 1860 nt
Organism: Chlamydomonas reinhardtii
Lineage: Eukaryota; Viridiplantae; Chlorophyta; Chlorophyceae; Chlamydomonadales; Chlamydomonadaceae
Exons: 6
Coding region: 437-1123 (228 amino acids)
Molecular function (GO): nucleoside triphosphate diphosphatase activity
Source: RefSeq, a predicted model, not a curated record